GCGUUAAGCUUAGUCUUGGUCUAGUACUCGGGGUUAUACAUGACAAUAUAAAAUAUAACUUUCGUAAACCUGGUCCAUUUACCCUAAUCCUUGACUAUGGAGAAAAACAACAAAUGUUGUAAACAACUAAAGGAACCUGGGGCGCCAAAUCCACCACCACUUAACGCUCAUAAGCAGCUUAAAUUCAGGGACCUAGAAUGCCGUUCGCGUAAGGAGAAAAUUAAAUCUACAGAAAAUGUGCCUAAGUCCUGCAAACAUCAUUGUACAACAAAUAAACACCAGAGAAGACAAGACCAUCAUUGCGAUCAUAAAAAACAUUCGUGCAAAGAUCGUGAGUCCCCUGUUAACCAUGAACAGCACUUUCAUCGUGCUCAAAACUCGUUUGCCAAAAAGUCUUCCAAUGGUAAUUAUCAACAGACCCAAAAUCAGCAGUGUCAACAGCAGUCGAAAUUGAAGGUGGAGAGGCAACCCAGUCCAGUUUGCACACCGAAACAGCCAAUUCGUCCAGUAUAUUUCCCUAAUGAUAGCAAGAAGCAGAAGGCAGCCAUUGAAAAAGGCUGUGGGGACCUCCUCCUCUAUAGGAAUCUGUCCUUUGAAGCGUACCCAUCUAGUAAAAGUGAGCACGGUGAGGGGGAGGGUGGUAAUGUGAAGGAAACUCCACUUCGGCUAAGCCACCAGAAGCAAAAGAAAGACUCAUUUGACCACCUUAAAGCGGCCAAGGCUCAUUGCCAGGCUGUUGGCGAACGAUUCCUGAAGUUCGCUCCUUGCAGUAAGUGCUCCUCCUCCAACGACUCCAAACCGUCGAAACCGUCCGGAGCAACAGUGAUCAGUGCGAAAAGCGGAGACGAUCUCAGAGCAGCAGUUCGGUCUCAAAUUGAAGUCCAAGAGGCCUUGAACGCGUUUACACUUGAAGUGAAGAAUAAAAGGGAGGAAGUACCACCCGAAGAGAAAACCUCCAGUGGCAAGCCGAAAAAGAGCAGAAAAACUACGUCCGAUACGAUAACUGAGAAAACAGUGGUUCCCACAGCUGGGAGUCCCCCAUUAAGUAUCCCAACGCCAGACGAUCUAGAACUCGUCAAUCUAAGUGACAGUACUAGUGAGGUAGCUAAAAUACUCGAUCCGGUUAUCAGAAACAUUCAACGCAUGUAUCUGAACACUUUGAAAGACGAAAUGACCCUCAUGGAGUAUCUGGCUAAGGUCCCGACAUUAAUCACAAAAGCUUAUAAGCAACCAACCGAUGAAAAGGAGCAAAACAGCCCAACGGAAUGUUAGAAGCACAUUUCAAUUCUGUUUAUGUAGUGUUGAUAUAUUUGAUCAGUAACAUUUAGCGACAAGCAAUAGCAAAUAGUAGUU
This is a messenger RNA of Drosophila teissieri, 1353 nucleotides long. RefSeq lists its product as uncharacterized. The transcript is spliced from 3 exons. NCBI's taxonomy places the organism in Eukaryota, Metazoa, Arthropoda, Insecta, Diptera, Drosophilidae. The coding region runs from base 97 to 1272 and encodes 391 amino acids. The record is from RefSeq and is a predicted model, not a curated record.